GAAACACGAAAAGUUAAUAAUCUUGCAAGGCGUUAAUUAAGACGUCGUAGCAGAUCGUAAUUUCUGGAUGUAGGAGAGGCAAAUUCAAGGCGAAGGGACCAACGUUCAUUUACCGUCAACAAACUACGUUAUGCGCCGUCUUGGCCCAGGUGUGUGUGCGAAUUCAGCUUAACAACACAAUGGCCAAGUGAACUUCGACAUUUGAACGGGCCAACGAUGGCCCUUCGCGUAUACCAUUAUCGAUAGACGCGAGCCAAGUCGAGCGUGCAGAAACUGCCUGUGUUAUGAACCGUGAAGAAGACCGAAAUUCGUACGCGAGAUGAAUCUGCUUAAGAAGAAAUGGGUAUGUGCAACUUCUAUGGCAAACAAAUGAGUUUGGCAUACUUGAGAUUUUCUCUUUAGUUUCACCGACUUGAAAUUUUUCUUAGUUCGUGGAAUUGAACUGUUACUCUUUGUGUUCUGACUUGGAAUAAUGAGAUGUGAUUGGUUAGAAUUGUAGAAUUGUAAGUUCUGGGCAAACUUGCUUGUUACAGUAGUUAUAUGUAAAUUAGUAUUAAAGAAAGCAUCAGAAACUUGCUAGAUCUAAACCUCGUCUUGCUAUGCAAGGUAUUUCUAUGUAAAUUAUCAAGGUUGAUGAUGAAAGGAAUUCGAUAGAAAUUAAUUCAAACGUUCAAUCUUGAAUUAAUGUGAUUCGAUUGCGAUUGAAUGCAACUGAUGUGAUUUAAAUUCGACAAGAUUGAAUUUGACGCAAUUCGACGUUAUUCAAAUUCGAUCUAAAUUGCAGGCGAUUCGAUGUAAUUCGAUGUGACGUAAAUUCGAGACAAGUGGAAUUCGACAUGACUGAAUUUUGACGCGAUUGAAUUUGCUGUAAUUGACUUCAUAGUUAUCCAAAUUUGACGCGACUGAAUUCGACAGCACAGAAUCCAACAUAAGUUUAACUCGAUUCCUUUCAAACUCAAUUCGACUCAAAAUCCUUACAAAACAUCACCUCUCUAAGUCAUAACUUCCCAGCUCGUCCUCCACGAUUCAACAAACGCACCUCAGCCUAAAACUGUCCUUCCAUAACACUGUCAUUCCCAGCCGAAAGUUUUCCAAUAGCCCUCACAAACAGAAUUUCACCGCAACAAUUACCAUGUAUAAAUAUGUACAUCAAGAAAUACAAACAAGCUAUCAAAACUUUAUACGGCGUUCAACCGCGAAACUUUCGAAACGGCGUAAACUUUGCACUUUUGCUAACCGUGAUAGAAAGAUAUUCGCGUAAACGAUGCCGACCAUAAAUUGAACCUUAGUACGAUAACGUUUGGUCUGGCUAAAUAUUAACGCUCUAAAGAACGGGGCAACGGUAUCGAAAUAUAUGCUCGGGUCUCGUAAACGAAUCGUCGUGAAGCAAAGUUCGUUUCGUGAUUUACGAGUCGCGAUAUUGGCGGACGAGAAAAGACGAACGACUUUGUCGGGUUCGAGUAACUCCGUAUUAAGGAAAAAUCAGUUUAUCAAACUUUCCUCUUCGCCUCUAAGUGCUCGUCUUCUCUGCAGGAGGUGUAUAUCCUUGGAGAAAUCGUUUUCGUGUCUCUUGCAGUAAUGGGAGAUAUCCAAAGCUGUUAAAACGUCGCUAUCGCGGAUCGUCUUGGGGCCAUAAUGAAAACCGAGAAGCCGUAAUUGCGAUGAGAUCGGUCAUUUUUAUACAACGAUUUGUCUCGUUACUUGUCGUGUAAAAAAAUGUCAGACAGCAAAAGAGUUAAAAAAUAAAAGCAGAACUCGGUCAUUUAUAUCCAGGCAUAAUUAUUUAUUUAUCUACAGACCACCAAUCUGACCAAUUAAACAUAUCUUCGUUUAGUAUGGAAGUAAAAUGUCGAACAAGUACGUAGUUGAAUUUUCCUCAUUCAUUCUCAUAAAUAUUAAUGUGUACCAUAUCGGUAAUAACGCAUUUCUAAAGUUAUCGCAUACUAUGUGCUCAUGCGCAAAACUCUAUAUAAGCUCGAAUGUUCGGUAAUCCUUAAAAGUAGUAUCAAACCUCUAAGCUUCAAAUCCAAGAAUCAUGGCUUCUACUUUUCUGAAGCUUUUGGUGGUUGUAAUAGUUCUACUGGUGGUCUACGUGGUAAAGGCGUACAGCUACUGGAAGAGACGAGGAAUUCCAACGGCCAAAGGAGUCAUUCCGUUCCUGGGUCACAUGUUACCUGUGUUUACUUUCAAGGUGAAUGUCUCCGAGUUAAUACGCGAGAUGUACACCGAGAACAAGGACGUCAGUAUGGUCGGAUUUUACAAGAUGACCACUCCAGUGUUGCUGAUUCGCGAUCCACAUUUAUCGAAGAUCGUGUUGCAGAAAAACUUUUCCAGUUUCCAAGACACCGGCGUGAGAAUCCAUCCGGAUAAAGAUCCACUUUUGUCAACGAACCCGUUCUUCUCCACCGGUGAAGUAUGGUCGAACUCGAGGAAGCGUUUAGUGAGCGCGUUCACCAACGUGAAGCUGAAAAUGCUGUCCGGGGUGGUGAACGGCGUAUGCAAGAAGAUGGAGGACUUCCUCGACCGGCGAAUACGAAAGAACGAAUGCGAAAUCGAACUGAAAUGGUUCUUCUCGAAAUUCACCGGCGAGGUGGUGGCGAACGCCGGUAUAGGCGUGGAGGGCUUCUGUUUCGAGGACGAAUCGCAUCCCGAUGCUUUCGAUCGGAUCGGGGACCUGCUAUUCAAGUCGGGCUUCAAAAUGGUGCUGGAGAACACGGUGGUGUUCGCUCCGAGACUCAACGACAUUUUAAAAUUGAGACUCGUGCCGAAAAAGGUGGACAAAUUCUUCAGGGACGUCGUCAGACAGACUCUCAUUACUAGAAAAAGUGAAUCGGUUCCUAGGAAGGACUUUUUGCAAUCGAUAAUCGACUACGAAUUGGCGGCAAACGGAAAGUUCGACGAAGAGACGAUCGCCUCCGAAGCGCUUUCCAUCUACAUGGACGGCUACGAAACGUCCAGUAUCACUCUGAGUUUCAUCGGUUUCCACCUGGCAUCGCAUCCAGACAUUCAGGAAAAAGUGAGAAAGGAAGUGAUGUCCAAAUUAGAGAAACACGGGGGUCAUAACGUUCGAGGCUCUGAAGGAGAUGACGUACAUGGAUCAAGUGAUCAGCGAGUCGCAAAGGUGCUAUCCUGCCAUAGGCUUCUUAACCAGAGUCUGCACGCAGAGGUGCGAGCUGCGAGGAUCGGACGGGCUGAUGUUGCAUGUGGACCCUGGCGUAGAAAUCGUUAUAUCCAACCAUGGACUACAAGUGGACCCGGAAUACUGGUCUGAUCCGGACGUUUUUGAUCCGGAACGAUUCAGAGAUAACCAGCCUACAGAAAAAUUGAUUUUCCUUCCCUUUGGACAGGG
This is a messenger RNA of Megachile rotundata (alfalfa leafcutting bee), 3349 nucleotides long. RefSeq names its product cytochrome P450 9e2-like. Lineage: Eukaryota; Metazoa; Arthropoda; Insecta; Hymenoptera; Megachilidae. The record is from RefSeq and is a predicted model, not a curated record. Gene Ontology annotation, molecular function: oxidoreductase activity, acting on paired donors, with incorporation or reduction of molecular oxygen; iron ion binding; monooxygenase activity.